This is a messenger RNA of Oldenlandia corymbosa var. corymbosa, 2890 nucleotides long. NCBI's taxonomy places the organism in Eukaryota, Viridiplantae, Streptophyta, Magnoliopsida, Gentianales, Rubiaceae. The record is from the annotation of a GenBank genome assembly.
UUUUCCCCUAUAAAUAAAUGUUCAAGCAGUGUCCAUUAUCAUAACAUUUUCCAAAGCCAUCAAAAAACGUUAGUCAAACAUGGGAAACUCUUUGAUUUUGUUUUCCCAAUUGCUCAUUUCAUUUCUUCUUUUGUCUUUGCUGAACAACAUCGAAUUUGUUGUAAGUAAAGAAUGCACAAAUGUUUUCCCAAACAACUACGCAGCACACACUUACAGAUACUUAUUGCAAACAUCAAAAAAUGAGACGUGGAAAAAGGAGGUAUAUGCUCAAGCUGAAAAGCACAUGAACGCCAUCGACGAUUCUCUCCGGGCCGCUGCCGGAAACGAAUCGUCGGUGAGUUCAAGGAAGAUGAUGAAUCAGAAUCGGAAUCAAAUGAGUUGGGUCGAGCAGAAGAUCAAGUUUCAUGAUGAGGCUAAAGUGAAAGGUAAAUUCUUAAAGGAAGUGAAUUUGAGGGAUGUGAGAUUGGACCCGGAUUCGAUGUACGGAAUCGCCCAGCAAACGAAUUUGGAGUAUUUGUUGUUGCUUGACAUUGAUGAUUUGCUGUGGAGUUUCCGGAAGACUGCUGGUUUUCAUGAUGUUCCCGGCAACCCUUACGGCGGUUGGGAGGCGGCGGAUUGUGAACUCCGAGGUCAUUUCGUAGGACAUUACUUGAGUUCCUCGGCACAAAUGUGGGCAAGCACUAAGAAUGAAACUCUUAAAGAAAAGAUCUACAAAGCAGUAACCAUUCUAGCCGAAUGCCAGAAGCAAAUGGGUACUGGAUAUCUUUCUGCAUUCCCUUCUGAAUUGUUCGACAGAUUCGAAACCUUAAGAGCCGUAUGGGCGCCUUACUAUACAAUUCACAAGAUAAUGGCAGGACUUUUGGAUCUGUAUACAUUUGCUGAAAGCGGAGAAGCUCUAAGGAUAUUAAAAUGGAUGGUUGAUUAUCACUAUGAACGUGUGAUAAACACUAUUCAGAAGUACACGAUUCAACGACAUUGGAACAGUUUGAAUGAAGAAGUUGGGGGCAUGAAUGAUCUUCUUUAUAGGUUAUACGCAGUCACGGGUGAUGAGAAGCACUUAAGGUUUGCUCACCUUUUCGACAAGCCAUGUUUCUUGGGAGAACUAGCUAUGGAGGCUGAUGACAUAUCUAGUUACCAUGCCAAUACACAUAUUCCACUUGUUAUUGGUGCUCAAAUGCGCUAUGAAGUUACCGGCGAUCCACUUUAUAGGGAUAUUUCAACAUACUUUGUGGAUAUGAUCAACUCUUCUCAUACUUAUGCAACUGGAGGAACAUCAGAAAACGAACACUGGACGGAUCCAAAGCGCUUAGCGUCCACUCUAACUACGGAGAAUCAGGAGUCCUGUACAACCUAUAACAUGCUUAAGGUAAUCAGAAACUUGUUUAGAUGGACUAAGGACACUAGGUAUGCUGAUUACUACGAGCGAGCCUUGAUCAAUGGAGUACUACCUAUCCAAAGGGGAACAGAACCAGGAGUUAUGAUCUAUUUUCUACCUCAGAAGCCUGGCGCUUCGAAAGCUACUAGCUCCCGUGGUUGGGGACACAAACAUGAUUCAAUGUGGUGCUGUUAUGGCUCAGCAACGGAAUCCUUCGCGAAGCUCGGAGAUACAAUAUAUUUUGAGGAAGAAGGAAAAGUUCCAGGGAUCUACGUUGUGCAGUACAUACCGAGCACAUUUAAUUGGAACACACGAAAUGUGAAGUUUGAGAUGAAAGUGCAGCCAGUUUCAUCAUCAAAUAAACGGCUUCAAGUGACGCUAGCUCUUGAUCAUGGGCAUACACAAACCAAGAUGGCCACUGUCAAUCUAAGGAUUCCAGCUUGGACAGACACGAGAUUGGCGACCGCAAAACUGAAUCAUUAUAACUUUAAAGUACCAGCUCCAGGAACAUUCCUCUCCAUUACAAGGAAAUGGAAACCAAGAGAUGAAAUCAAACUUGAAUUACCAAUUAGUCUUCGCCUCGAAGCAAUUAGCGAUGAUAGGCCUGAAUAUGCUUCUCUCCAAGCAAUUCUGUACGGUCCUUAUCUUCUUGCUGGUCUGUCGAAAGGCGAUAAGGACAUCAAUGCAGCAGGAAAUGCAGUUAUUACUGAUUGGAUUACCCCUGUUCCUGAAGAGUACAACAGCAGCCUAAUCUCGCUUUCUCAGUCCGGUGGGAAUUCGCAAUUGUUCUUUGCUGCUUCCCCUGAAUCAGUGAAAUUGCAGAACAGUCCUAAUCCAGGAACAACUGAGGCCGCUGAUUCUACACUACGUGUCAUUCUGAAAGAUUCAUCGGAAAAUCAUAAAACUCCAUGGGAAGCCAUAGGAAAAUCAAUCAUGUUGGAGCCAUUUGGAAACCCUGACAUGCUUGUAGCACAUCAAGGUCCAAAUAAGCCACUCGGCUUAGUUCCAAGUUCUUCCAGUGAUGACUCAUCAGUCUUCAAGCUAGUUCCAGGGCUGGAUGGCGCAUCGGAAACAUUUUCUUUCCAAUCAAUGAACAGAAAGGAUUGUUACAUCCAGAGCGGCCCUGAAAACAAUGUGAUUCUCGGAUGUAGGGGAGGCGACUCUGGUGAUUUUAGUCGUGCAGUGAGCUUUAAGAUGGACAAAGGACUUAGUGAAUAUCACCCCAUCAGCUUCAUAGCCAAAGGUGGAACGAGGAGCUUUCUUUUAGUUCCUUUGCUGAGCUUGAAAGAUGAACAUUACACUCUUUAUUUCAACAUUUAGAGUAGUAGCUAGAGUAAUGUGUAAUUAGGCAUUUCUUUUCUAGGAUGUUCUCCAAAAGAUUCGUAGCAUUUCUCCAGCAAUCAUUCUUUUUACAGAUAAAAGCUGAUGAAUCUUCUUGUUCGUUUAUUCCUUAGGAUUUGAUAUAUGACUGUCUUCUACAGAUAAUUAAUGAAGACAUAUUUUAGUCUUUUUCUG